GUAUAAAGAUAUGUUAAGACAAGCCGUGACUUUAAGGGUGUCACCUCACUUUAAGGAUACAAUAAACAAUGCAUAAAAAAGGUUACAGUUUGGACGAACCAGCUAAAAACUCCAGUAGUAGUAUAUUCUCUUCACGAUAUGCAUUUUAUGUACUUGCAAUUUUCAUCGUAAUCGUUGCAACAGUACUUGGUAUACUCAUUGGACGAUACGCACUGUGUAAAACUGACAAAAAGGUUGACAAUAAUAAUAAAGUGACACCGGCAUGGGACAACUUGUCACCAUAUUACUUAACAGAUGGAGACCCAGCGAUCCGUGAAGAAUUGAUGAACAGUAUAGAUGCCAAUAAUAUAAGAACAUAUCUCAAAGGUUUAUCCGAAAACCCUCAUCUGGCUGGCACACCAGCAGACCUGAAACAAGCGAAGGAACUGGAACAAUUUUGGAAAGAUAAUGGAAUGGAUGAAGUUUUUAUCACUCCGUAUGAAGUUUUACUUUCGUACCCUAAUACAACAGACGAGAGCAUCAUGAACCAAAUCCAGAUAUUAAACGGUUCAGGUGAUAUACAAUAUGCAUCUCCAUUGUAUGAAGACAUCUUAGAUCCUUCAGAAAAUAAAAGUAAUGUGGUUCCUCCAUUUAAUGCAUACUCGGCUCCUGGGAUUGUGAAUUCGUCGGAGCUUAUUUACGUAAACUACGGACGAGUAGAAGAUUACAGGUACAUUGAAGCUAAUACAUCGGUGAAUGUGUCUGGGAAAAUUGUCAUCGCAAGAUAUGGUAGAAUCUUCAGAGGAGAUAAGGUUCAGCAAGCAACUAGACAUGGUGCAAUAGGUAUAAUUAUAUAUUCCGAUCCUGCUGACUACUCUAAUGGACAAACAAAAGAUGUAUAUCCUCACUCUAUAUGGUUACCUCCUUCUGGUACACAAAGAGGAACUGUGAAGAAAACUGAUGGAGAUCCAUUAACACCGGGAUAUCCAGCAACGGAAACUGCCUACAGACUUAAAGAAAACGAUCCUAGCAUGAAUCUACCUACAAUUCCUGUCCAUCCUAUAGGUUAUGGAAUAGCUAGAGAACUAUUUGCUAAAAUGACAGGUACAGCCAACUUACCAGCAUCAUGGAGAGGAGAAAUGAAUGUUACAUACAGAAUUGGAGGUCCUCUUACCGAUACAGACUGGAAAGUCCGUAUGAGGAUUUCUACUUCAAAUAAGAAGAGGACAAUACACAAUGUGUUUGGAAUAAUAAGAGGUGCUAUUGAACCAGAUCGUUAUGUUCUUAUGGGUAACCAUAGAGACGCUUGGGUUUUUGGAGCAAUAGAUCCAUCAACUGGUACAGCUGUAAUGAAGGAAAUAUCACGUGUUAUGGGCAAUCUUGUAAAUACAAAAAAAUGGCGACCAAGACGUUCAAUAAUUUUCUGUAGUUGGGGUGGAGAAGAAUACGGGUUAAUUGGUUCCAACGAAUGGGUAGAGCAAUUUGUUAAAAAUCUGCAAACACGAUCUGUUGCUUAUGUUAAUGUAGAUAUAGCAGUUGGAGGGAAUUAUUCACUAUCUGUAGCUGCAUCGCCUCUGUUAAACAGUGUUAUUUAUAAUAUAGCAGAAAAUAUGCCAAGUCCUGAUAUGCAGAACACUUAUAGGUCUUUAUAUUCAAAAUGGGCGCAUGGUCACCCUGAUGAAGACGAUAAAACCAAACCAAGAAUUGAUGUAGCUGGUUCUGGGAGUGAUUUUGCACCAUUUGUACAGCUUGCUGGUGUUCCUAUAUGUGACAUAUCAUAUUCAACGAGGACUGGUGGUUAUCCCUUGUAUCAUUCCAAGUAUGAAACUUUUAACGUUGUCGACAAACUGAUGGAUCCUGGUUUUAAGUAUCAUAAAGUAGUAGCCCAAGUGAUGGCUGAGGUAACAAGACGUCUCUCAGAAGAGUUACUCGUUCCAUUUGUUGUAACUGACUUUUCACUCAAACUUCAACAACUAGUCACAUUACUGGAGCAGGAGUAUGGGCAAUUGUUAUCAACGAACAACAUUAGCAUACCCGAACUCCAUAAUGUUGCCAAUUCAUUCACGAAGUCAACAACAUCCUUUCAGGAACAUGUUAACAAACUAGACAUGCAAAAUCCAUAUGCAAUCAGAAUGAUCAAUGAUCAGAUGACAUUACUCGAGAAAGCGUUCCUAGAUCCACAGGGGUUGCCUGGGAGACCCUUUGCAAGACAUGUUCUGUUUGCUGAGAGCAGUGUCAAUAGCUAUGCUGGGAGUAGUUUUCCAGGACUUGUUGAUGCUUUAUUUGAAAUUGAAAAGGAUCCAAAUCAGACACAAAGAUGGAACGUAGUCAAGAAACAUUUUUCGGUUAUUUUGUUCACUAUUGAAUCCGCAGCCUCUACAUUACGCGAAGUUACUAAAUUUAUGUUAGUCUCAUGAGUAUGACUUUUGU
This is a messenger RNA of Mytilus trossulus (common blue mussel), 2409 nucleotides long. Its product is annotated as putative N-acetylated-alpha-linked acidic dipeptidase. The record is from RefSeq and is a predicted model, not a curated record. Gene Ontology annotation, molecular function: carboxypeptidase activity. Lineage: Eukaryota; Metazoa; Mollusca; Bivalvia; Mytilida; Mytilidae. Bases 69 to 2396 code for a protein of 775 amino acids. The transcript is spliced from 18 exons.